AUGUCUCAGUUGGAACCACAACAACCAGUUCAAGUUUAUCCUAAUAAUCCAAACAAUUUCCCUAAUCAGGCAAACAAUAUCCCAACUCAAUCUUCUUCUUCUUCCUCUUCUCAGUCAAAUGGUUCAUUUGUCAGUGUUUUCGUUGUCCUGGCUAUAGUUUUGGUCAUAUCUCUCAUUGCUUGUGUCGUUGGACGUCUCUGCAGCAAGAAAAGCCAUGGUUCUAAGGUGAAGAAAAGCAAUGGUCAUCCACAAAAACAAAAAGAGGGAAACCAGAAGCAUAAUGAGUUUCAUCAAAGAGGUCAAGGGGAUAUAGAAUUUGGAUUUGAUAAGAGAAUUGCAAGUUCUAAAGUUGCUGCAGCACAUGGAGAUCAUUAUAAAGGGUCUAAGCCUUUUAAGAAUACUGGAGGUAAAGGAGGAGUUAGAUUUGCUGAUGAUCAUAUUGAUUUCAGGCCUGGUCAUUGA
Messenger RNA from Nicotiana tabacum (common tobacco), 462 nucleotides. NCBI's taxonomy places the organism in Eukaryota, Viridiplantae, Streptophyta, Magnoliopsida, Solanales, Solanaceae. The record is from RefSeq and is a predicted model, not a curated record.